Messenger RNA from Aptenodytes forsteri (emperor penguin), 2665 nucleotides. RefSeq names its product G protein-coupled receptor class C group 5 member C (gene GPRC5C). Gene Ontology annotation, molecular function: G protein-coupled receptor activity; protein kinase activator activity. Gene Ontology annotation, cellular component: intracellular membrane-bounded organelle; plasma membrane; extracellular exosome. Lineage: Eukaryota; Metazoa; Chordata; Aves; Sphenisciformes; Spheniscidae. The record is from RefSeq and is a predicted model, not a curated record. Gene Ontology annotation, biological process: G protein-coupled receptor signaling pathway.
AUGAGCCACAACCCCCGUGACGUGGGGCUGAGCCACACCGGCACUGGCAUGCACCCGCCUGCCCGCGAUGCACCCGGGGCCCUGCAGCUGGAUCAGUCCCCUGCACUGGCAGCCCCCGCCGGCGGUGCUGCCUUACGCCAGGCAGGAUCCGGCUCUGCCCGUACUCCCGGUGACAGGGUUAAACCCCGACCUGGUGGCGCAGGUGGUACCUGGGAGGUGCUCGCUCCAUUAAUUCUGGCAUGUGAGGAGAGCAGGACCAGGAAGAGAUUAGAUAUUAACCUGGCCAGCGCCUCUCACCCGGUGGGCACCCGUCUCUGGGGGCUCCCAGGGCCGGAUCCCACCCCGGGGCCCUUCGCCAGGGCUGGAGGGGCCACGGGGCAGGGGGACUCUGCCGGGAAGGGCAGCGUUUGGCAGGAGCUCCGGCCCCGCUUGCGGCAGGCCAGGACCGCUGCCGGCCCCCCCUCGCCGACCGGCGCUUAUUUACUUGGAGAGGGAGGUGGAAAUGUGCUGACCGCGUCCGCCGGCGGCGAGGGGCUCCGGUCUGGACAGAACCGGCUUGGGUGGAAAACAGCUCCCCAGCCCGAGCCUGAGCAGCGGCGGGGAGGCAGCUGGGAGGGUGAGCGGGGGGCCCCCCUGGCCCUAGCAGUGGGGCUGCACCUUCCUCGCUGCCUCCUCUUCCCCGUGCCUACUCCGCACUCCCUGGGGCCACAGGAGGGGGGACAGGGACCCCCGUGCUGUGCCAUGUUCAUGCUGUGCCGUGCCGUGCCAGGCUGCAGCCGCCUGCGUGCCAGCGGCCGGCAGCGCCAGACACGGGACCUGCACUGGGGUCCCUGGACACCCCGCUCGGCACCCACACCACAGUGCAGGAUGGGUGCUGCGGCUGUGCCGCCGGCAGCCACCUGCAUGCUGCUGGUCCUGCUCCCUGCGGCCAGCGGACAGACCACCCCUCCCUCAGGCUGCGGCAAGGACCUCUCCUCCCUCUACUACAACCUCUGCGACCUCUCCGCGGCCUGGGGCAUUGUGCUGGAGGCCGUGGCCAGCCUCGGCGGGGUGACCAGCUUCGGGCUCCUGGUGGCCAGCCUGCCCUCUUCGUGCAACCCCCAGAAGAAGAGCCUGGUGGCCACGCAGGUCGUCUUCCUUCUGGGCACCUUUGGGCUCUUCUGCCUAACGUUCGACUUCAUCGUGGGGCCGGAUUUCUCCACCUGCGCCUCCCGCCGCUUCCUCUUUGGCGUUCUCUUCGGCAUCUGCUUCGCCUGUCUGCUGGCACACGCCGUGGCCCUCAACUUCUUGGCGCGGAGGAACCGGGGCCCGCGGGGCUGGGUGACGCUGGCGGUGGCCCUGCUCCUCGCUUUGGUGGAGGUCAUCAUCAACGCCGAGUGGCUCAUCAUCACAGUGGCACGGCGGGAGGGUGGCUCCCCGGACCCUUGCCAGCUGGCGGACGCUGACUUUGUCAUGGCGCUCAUCUACGUCAUGUUCCUGCUGGUGGCCGCCUUUGGCACCGCCUGGCCGGCCCUCUGCGGCCGCUACGGCCGCUGGCGCAAGCACAGCAUCUUCAUCCUGGCCACCACUGGCCUCUCCAUGGCCAUCUGGGUGGCGUGGACGUCCAUGUACCUCUACGGGAACCAGCACGCGGGCGAGAAGCCUGGCUGGGACGACCCCACGCUGGCCAUCGCGCUGGUCUCCAACGCCUGCGCCUUCCUCCUCCUCUACGUCAUCCCCGAGGUGACGCACGUGACGCGGCGGGGCCCCGAGCAGGCCUUCGAGGACAACGUCUACCCCACGCGCGGGGUGGGCUACGAGACCAUCCUCAAGGAGCAGAAGUCGCAGAGCAUGUUUGUGGAGAACAAAGCCUUCUCCAUGGACGAGCCCUCCUUCGCCAAGAAGCCGGUGUCCCCGUACAGCGGCUACAAUGGGCAGCUGCUGACCAGCGUCUACCAGCCCACCGAGAUGGCUCUGAUGCACAAGGGGCCGACCGAAGGUCCCUAUGAUGUGAUCCUGCCCCGCGCCUCCACCACCAGCCCGGCGGCUGGCAGUGCCAGCUCCACGCUGCGAGCCGAGGACGCCUUUGCGGCACAGGCCCGGCACGCCGGCGCCCAGCGGGACAGCAGGAGCUGCCAGGUGCAGUCCCCAUAUGGCAGGAACCGGUGGUGAAGCCUCCGCAGCAUGGGUCCCACAGCACUGGCACAGCCGUGGCCCCGUCGUCCCGCUCCUGAGGUCUCGCCAAGCCUCAUCCCGCCCUGCCGCCUAUAUCCCACCCCGUCCGGCGGCCGGAGCUGGUUUCUGCGCAGGGGACACCCGGACACGGUCCCGGAGCCAGCGCUCCUGCCUGCCCGUCCCGCCUGGCCACGGCACCCGCAAGCUGCCAGCUCUGCCCAAACCCUCGCGUCCCUGCUGCCGUCCCUGCCGCAAGGACCAGCUCCCGCGGGGCCACCCUGAGUCACCCCCUCGCUGCCAUCGUGACACACGGACACCCCGUCCCCUCUGGGCCAGGGACCAUCCGCCUCCGAGAAGCUGGGGAGCCGGUGGGACUCCUGCCCAGGCUCCCCCUGACGCUGAGCCCCCAGUUCCACGCUGACCCUCGCCAGCCCCAGGGACAUCAUGGGCCCUGAGCCGAGCCAGCACCAUCCCACCGCAGGGCUCAAGGUGACACAAAGCUCUCCCCAGC